UCGGAGCUAUGCUGUGCUCCGAACACCUAAAAAAAAAAAAACGAACAAUAACAAAAGGUGUUCGGAGCUAUGCUCUGCUCCGAACACCUAAAAAGAAGAAAAAAACCGAACAAAAAUAAGAGGUGUUCCGGGCCGUUGCCCCGAACACCUAAAAAAACGAACACCAAUAUGAGGUGUUUUACAGUACAUUCUACAUUAUGUCAUAAGCUAAUUUAACUUUGUCUGAUUUUAGGGAGCUGUGCCUUUAGGAAAUGCAACUCGAGACCACAUCAACAACCUUGGUCUGAGUGUUGGGCAAGUUGUGUAUCGAUGUCCUAAGUGUAUUAGCAUCAAACCAGAGAGAGCACAUCAUUGUAGCAUAUGCAGACGAUGUAUCAAAAAAAUGGAUCAUCAUUGUCCCUGGGUUAAUAACUGUGUUGGAGAGAGUAAUCAGAAGUUUUUUGUCUUAUUUACGCUUUAUAUAAUGCUGAUGUCUUCGCAUGCCUUAAUGCUAGUGCUUUUCCAUUGCCUCGGUUGUAUCAACUCACAAUGGGGACCUGAAUGUACAUACUUCUCUCCUCCUGCUACAAUAAUAUUGAUCCUCAUCUUAACAUUUGAGGCCUUACUCUUUGCCUUGUUUACGGCCAUUAUGUUUGGAACUCAAGUACAUUCAAUUUGUACUGAUGAAACAAGCAUUGAGCAACUGAAGCAAGAGAAACCUACAUGGGUGAAGAAGUCUCGCUGUAUAUCAAUGCAGACAGUAUUUGGUCAAAAACUUUCUGUGGGGUGGCUCAAUCCAUUCGUCUCCCCUCAGAGGCAAUGGGGUAAAGAAGACCCGUAUAUGUAUAGUGUAUGACAAGACCCAACGACGCUUAAAGGUAUGGCUUACUGGAGUGUAUGACAAGACCCAAUGACGCUCAAAGGUAUGGCUUACUGGAGUGUAUGACAAGACCCAACGACGCUUAAAGGUAUGGCUUACUGGAGUGUAUGACAAGACCCAACGACGCUCAAAGGUAUGGCUUAUUUACUGGAGUGUAUGACAAGACCCAACGACGCUCAAAGGUAUGGCUUACUGGAGUGUAUGACAAGACCCAAUGACGCUCAAAGGUAUGGCUUACUGGAGUGUAUGACAAGACCCAAUGACGCUUAAAGGUAUGGCUUACUGGAGUGUAUGACAAGACCCAAUGACGCUUAAAGGUAUGGCUUACUGGAGUGUAUGACAAGACCCAACGACGCUCAAAGGUAUGGCUUACUGGAGUGUAUGACAAGACCCAACGACGCUCAAAGGUAUGGCUUACUGGAGUGUACGACAAGACCCAACGACGCUCAAAGGUAUGGCUUACUGGAGUGUAUGACAAGACCAAAAGAUUUUCAAAGGUAUGGCUUACUGUGGAAAUUUUUUGACAACCCUCACGUUAAAUCCCUGAUCAUGAUUGGUCAACAACAUCCCAACAUACAAGACUGUCACCAUUUGUUUGCACAUUUAAAAGCAUUUUGCACUUUUAUAAGCAAUGUUGCACUGCAUAUAAAAUACAACAUGCAUGAACAAUUCUUCUGACCAGCUGCACUCAGCAUCACAAUAACUGUAUGUGUUAAAGUUAUGCCAUCCUUUAGACAUAAAUAACAUUUACAAGGUAUGUAGCAACAAAUUCAGUUUGUAAAAGUUGCAACAAGGUUUAAAUGUUUCCCCCCUCACUUUUUUACCAGGGACAUGAUUUUGUUUUAUCCCAUACUAAUAAAACACAGAAAACAUAAAAUACAUGUAAAGUACGUCAGCAACCCAUAUAUUGAGGCAAACAUGUCAAUAAAGUGCCAUUACACAUUUCUUCCAAAGCCAUGUGUGCGUGUAAAUAUCAAUGUCCCAUAUUUUUUAAAGAUGCAUAUUUUGUACAAUACCUAUUCCCUACAUGACAGUGAUUAAGUCGGGUGCGCACUGUGGAUGCUGUGGGUGAUAGGUCUGCAUACUGAAAAGUUGUUGUUUUAUAUCAAGUGAUUGUCUAAAUUAUGUCUCUUACUGUGUAUUCAAAGUUCGCGUAUUGAUUUAAUUCAGGAUUGUAUUUUAUUUGGGAGAAACGAUUCUCUGAAGAAAUGAAGAAACUGGACCAAAUUUAAGUUUAGAGCCCCGACCUCAAAAAUUAAACUUACCAAUUAUAAACCAUGCUAAAGAGGUUUGGAAUAACUUUCAAUCGUGCAAAUUUUUCUGUUUGGGAAACAAAAUUCAGAGUUUGAAUUCGGUGCUCAUAACCGCUCGGCCACAACACAUUUAAUGUCGUUUUGAUCGAAUAUUAUUGAAAGUCGGGAAUGAACCUCUGUACAAAAAUGUACAAAUCCAUUUCUCUCGGAAUGAAAUUUGUAAUGUUUUGCCUAAUGUUUCAAACUAAACCAUUUAAACUUGAGGUCAGUUAUAUAAAGUUGAUGCUUGUCGGGGGGCCAAGCUUGGCUCAAGAUGUUUCCAUUGCUCUAAUUUUGCCUUCCGGUGUUUUCAGUUUCUCUUGUUUUAAGCCAAUUAUGAUCAAGUAAUUUGCCCUGAUGCAUGAGAACUGUAAACCAUGGUAGUGCAUGAGCAAUUAAUGGGCUGCCUUUGUAUGUUUUAUAAUAUCUUAUAGCUCGUUAGUGUGUACAUGUACAGGUAUAUAUAUAUAUAUACAGGUAUAUAUUAUUACAUAUUUCCUCUGGCAUGCCGUGGAUAUGGUUUAUCAACAUAUUUGACAAUGAUGACAACCACAAUGAUAAAGUUUUUAAAGUUAUUAGUACAUGAUCAAUUUGUAAUGAUAGUAUUACAUACAUUUAUGAAGAAUCCUGUGCAAAUUUUCUAAAAUCAGAGAGUGUUUUGAUUUCUUAUUGCAUAUGCACAAACGCUGUUGUUCAGCUUUGUUCUGAAAACCGGACAAAUUUAUUUGAUCAAAUGUUUACAGUUUGAUUUAAAGAAAGAUAUAUUGAAAACAAGAUGAAUUUGCUUAAAUAACAACCAAACUAGUUUUCACAAGCCUUGAAUAGAUUACAUUGACUUUAAUAAGUCUUGUUCGCACUGGACUAAUAUUUUUGGUAACUUAACCAUGACGCUGGGUAACACUCCGACGGGUUAACUUUCCCACCGUCCGCACUUGGAUUUAUUUGAC
Asterias rubens (European starfish) is the source of this 3098-nucleotide messenger RNA. Its product is annotated as palmitoyltransferase ZDHHC3-like. The transcript has 5 exons. Lineage: Eukaryota; Metazoa; Echinodermata; Asteroidea; Forcipulatida; Asteriidae. Bases 383 to 835 code for a protein of 150 amino acids. Gene Ontology annotation, molecular function: protein-cysteine S-palmitoyltransferase activity. The record is from RefSeq and is a predicted model, not a curated record. Gene Ontology annotation, cellular component: endoplasmic reticulum; Golgi apparatus. Gene Ontology annotation, biological process: peptidyl-L-cysteine S-palmitoylation; protein targeting to membrane.